Dovyalis caffra is the source of this 3411-nucleotide messenger RNA. NCBI's taxonomy places the organism in Eukaryota, Viridiplantae, Streptophyta, Magnoliopsida, Malpighiales, Salicaceae. The record is from the annotation of a GenBank genome assembly.
AUGUAUGCAGGAAUAAUUAAGUGUAGGAAUCAGAGAUGGGGCUUUUUCUUUCAUCCAUCAAAGCAUUUCAUUAGGUCAAACUGCCAGGAUCGGCCUCUGAGCUGUACAACACUAUUGAGGGACCGCUCUUCGCAUGUUAGUUUCAUUAAAAAACAGCUAUUAUAUUCAAUUUCAUCAAGGAGCGCUACCUUUGGAAAUAGAGAUUGGACGAAUAUUCAAUUCCGCACUUGUAGUUCGGGAGCUAAUGGAAGGAAUACGAGUGAGGAUAAACAUGCCCCAGUGAAAGAUGGGGCGAGCUUUGAUAAUGAGAAGACUCGGCGAGAAACAGUUAGUGAAGAUGCAAAGCAUUGUGAUGCACAUGGUCGACUAGGGGAACAUGAUCAAAAGGAAUGGCUUCAGAAUGAGAAGCUUGCUAUAGAAAGUAAAAAGAAGGAAUCUCCAUUUUUAACUAGACGAGAAAAGUUUAAAAAUGAGUUCUUGCGGAGGAUUGUUCCAUGGGAGAAUUUACAUGUCUCUUGGGAUGAUUUUCCAUACUACAUCAAUGAGCACUCCAAAAAUACUCUGGUGGAAUGUGUUGCUUCCAAUUUGAAACAUAAAAAAUGCACCACUUCCUACGGGGCUCGUCUGACUUCUUCAAGCGGGAGAAUUAUGCUGCAGAGUGUUCCAGGAACUGAGCUUUAUCGGGAGAGAACAGUUAAAGCACUUGCACGGGAUUUACAAGUUCCCCUGCUGGUGCUUGAUAGCAGCGUUCUUGCUCCUUAUGAUUUUGGUGAUGAUGAGUGUGAAUCAGAUGAUAAUGCUGAAUCUGUGGAGGAGUGUAGUUCGCAGUCAGAAGGUGAGGAUGACAAUGAUGCAGGCAAUGAAGAGGAAUGGGCAAGCAGUGCUGAUGCAAAAUCAGAUUGUAGUGAUGAUGAUGCAGUUGAUGUGGAGGCAACUGCUGAGGCAGCGCUGAAGAAGCUUCUUCCCUGCAGCCUUGAAGAAUUUGAGAAGCUUGAUCUCAGCAACACCAGGUCUGGAAUUGGGGAUGAUACAGUGAUUUGGAAAGCAGCUCCAGUUAGAGUCUCUGGAGAACGUGACAGUUCUUCUGAAUCCCCAAAGAAUGAGACUGCAGACCCUUCUGAGACCCCCAAAAGGCCACUUAAUAAAGGGGAUCGGGUGAAGUACAUUGGGCCAUCCAUACGCAUUGAGGCUGAUGACAGGGUCAUAUUGGGGAAGAUACCAACAUCUGAUGGUCUGAAAAAUGCUUAUACAACUAUCCGUGGCAGGUUGUAUGCAAGCUCCACCUACCUUAGCACAGUUCCUUCAUCCAACCUAAAAUUCUCCAACUACCCUGCUAAUCAUGACAAUUUUCUUUUAAAGGAUUAUUGCUUGGGAUGGGGACCUAUCUCUAAUCUUUUCAAAGCAGUUUUAAGUAUCGAAAAUGAUAAUGGUGCUUUAGCAACUUUAGAGCAUAUGGAUGUGAUGAAACAAAAAUACAUAGUUGCAUGGCAAUACAUGCUUGAUAGAGUGGACGGUUCUGGUGGAGUUGCAGAACUUUUCAUCAGAGAGUGUUAUGUUUUCAGGCCUUUAUCAAGUGGUCAACGCGGGGAGGUAUAUGAGGUGAAUGGCGAUCGAGUUGCUGUAAUUUUGGAUACUGGAAAUGAUAACAAAGGAAAUGAAGGAGAGAAGGAUGAGAAGCUCACGGAGCAGCCUGCAAAAGCACCAGUUUAUUGGAUAGAUGCUAAGGACAUUGAGCAUGAUCCUGACACUCUGACAGAAGAUUGCUAUAUUGCAAUGGAGGUUUUGUGUGAGGUUUUGCAUUCCAUGCAACCCCUCAUUGUCUAUUUUCCCGAUUCUUCUCAGUGGUUGACUAGGGCAGUUCCCAAGUCAAACCGCAAGGCUUUUGUAAGCAAGGUGCAGGAAAUGUUUGACAAAUUAUCAGGUCCUGUUGUUUUGAUAUGUGGACAAAACAAAGCUGAAACAGGACCAAAGGAGAAAGAGAGAUUUACAAUGAUACUCCCGAAUUUUGGUCGUCUGGCAAAGCUGCCUCUCUCCUUGAAGCACCUCACUGAGGGACUCAAAGGUGCAAAGAGAUCCAAUGAAAAUGACAUAUCUAAGCUCUUCACCAAUAUUUUGUGCCUCUACCCCCCAAAGGAGGAAGAUCUUCUUAGAACAUUCAAUAAACAGGUUGAAGAGGACAGGAGAAUCGUGAUAUCAAGGAGCAAUAUAAAUGAACUGCAUAAGGUUCUCGAGGAAAAUGAGAUGUCUUGCAUGGACCUACUGCAUGUAAAUACAGAUGGCCUGAUUCUAACAAAGCGGAAGGCUGAAAAACUUAUUGGCUGGGCAAAGAAUCAUUACUUAUCAUCUUGCCUGCUCCCAUGUAUAAAAGGGGACCGAUUGUCUUUGCCUUAUGAAAGCCUUGAGAUAGCUAUUGUGAGGUUGAAGGAGCAAGAAACCAUAUCUGAAAAGGCAUCACAGAAUUUGAAGAACUUGGCAAAGGAUGAGUAUGAAAGCAACUUUGUUUCAGCUGUGGUAGCUCCGGGUGAAAUCGGUGUCAAAUUCAAUGAUGUAGGUGCUCUUGAAGAUGUGAAGAAGGCUUUGAAUGAACUCGUCAUUCUUCCAAUGAGGAGACCUGAACUUUUCUCUCAUGGAAAUUUGUUGCGGCCUUGCAAAGGAAUUUUGCUUUUUGGACCUCCUGGAACAGGGAAAACCCUUCUUGCCAAAGCACUUGCAACAGAGGCAGGGGCAAACUUUAUCAGUAUAACGGGUUCAACUCUUACUUCAAAGUGGUUUGGAGAUGCUGAAAAGCUCACCAAGGCUCUCUUCUCCUUUGCCAGCAAGCUGGCUCCUGUCAUCAUAUUUGUUGAUGAGGUUGACAGUUUGCUUGGUGCUCGUGGUGGUUCUUUUGAGCAUGAAGCAACUAGAAGAAUGAGAAAUGAGUUCAUGGCAGCCUGGGAUGGAUUGAGAUCAAAAGAUAGCCAGAGAAUCCUUAUCCUUGGUGCCACAAAUCGACCAUUUGAUCUUGAUGAUGCUGUAAUUCGUCGGUUACCUAGAAGAAUAUAUGUGGACCUACCAGAUGCUGGAAAUCGUAUGAAGAUUCUCAGAAUAAUUCUGAAUCGAGAAAAUUUAGAACCUGAUUUCCAGUUCAGCAGUCUUGCAAAUGCAACUGAGGGAUAUUCUGGAAGUGAUUUGAAGAACCUAUGUAUUGCUGCAGCAUAUAGACCAGUUGAAGAACUUUUACAAGAAGAAAAGGGAGGCAAGAAUGGUGCAGCUCCCGCAUUAAGACCUCUUAAUUUGAAUGAUUUCAUCGAGUCAAAAGUAAAGGUGGGGCCUUCAGUUUCCUUUGAUGCAGCAAGCAUGAAUGAGCUAAGGAAAUGGAAUGAACAGUAUGGAGAAGGUGGAAGCAGAAAAAAAUCACCUUUUGGUUUCUGA